UCGGGAGCCCCGGGCCGGGGGUACGGGGAGGCGGCGGGUUGGGGAGAACGAGAACGUUCGUAUUGGCGGGCGCUGCGGAGGAAGGUGCUGGGACCUCCCGUCCCGCCUUUCGCUUCCCCUUGCCAGGUGGGAGCCCCGGUGUUGCGCGCCGCCGCCGCAGCCGUAGCCCCGGAACGGCUGGGCGGACCCGAAUUGCGGGAACUGGCGGCGGCGUUGGCGGCCGGGCUGAGGCGGGAGCCGUGCCUGGGGUUAAGCGCCCCGCAGCUGGGCGUGCCGUUGCGGGUCUUCGCCGCCGAGCUCACCCCGGCCCGCUGCCUCCAGUACCCGCCGGCCCUGCGCCGCGCCCAGGGCAUCGAGCCCUUCCCGUUCCGCCUGCUCGUCAACCCCGCGCUCCGCGUCCUCGACGCCCGCCUCGUCACCGCUCCCGAGGGCUGCGCCAGCCUCAAGGGCUUCUCCGCCUACGUCCCACGCCACUGGGCCGUCCACGUCUCUGGCGUGGACGAGCGCGGGGAGCCAGUGAGCUGGGAGGCGAAGGGCUGGGCGGCCCGCAUCGUCCAGCACGAGAUGGACCACCUGGAUGGCAUCCUCUACGUUGACCGGAUGGACAGCCGCACCUUCACCAACGUCAGCUGGAUGGAGCUCCUGGACUGAGGCCCGCCGUGCUGGCAGGCAGGUGCCCGGCCGCACUGGUUGUCCCAGUACCUCGUCUCGCCGGAUUGGAACUGCAGUGACUUCUCCAGUGCGGAGCUGUGGCCCCGCGGGAGGUGGGGGGGCUCUCGCUCGGCUGUACCGCAGGCAAUACACACUGUGAGGGCUCAGCGCGGCUCCUGGCUGUU
Molecule: messenger RNA, 836 nt
Organism: Haliaeetus leucocephalus (bald eagle)
Lineage: Eukaryota; Metazoa; Chordata; Aves; Accipitriformes; Accipitridae
Gene: PDF
Product: peptide deformylase (mitochondrial)
Exons: 2
Biological process (GO): peptidyl-methionine modification; N-terminal protein amino acid modification
Cellular component (GO): mitochondrion
Molecular function (GO): peptide deformylase activity
Source: RefSeq, a predicted model, not a curated record